CCAAACUUCAACUAGUAGAUAUCGAGAUCUAGAUACAUCUUCAUUUAUAUUACAUAGUGCCGGUAAUAGUUCUAAAGAUACUAGUUCCAAAGGAAGUAGUUCAAAAAAUGGUAGUUUUAAAACAUAUGAUACAGCACCCGAAGUGGAUAAAGAGAGUAAAUCAGAUCCAUAGUUGGUAGCGUGCGAUUUUUUUUUUUUUUUUUCCUUUUAGGUGAUGAAUCAAAAAUUUAUUUGCAUUUAAAGAAAGGAAGUGUAUAUAUAGAAUAGCAACCAAAUUUAAUAUAAUAUAUCAUAUCAUAUAAUGUCAAGUCAAAUACCGUCUCUGAUAGGGACAGAUGAUAGUCCUAGUCAAGAGUUACUUCGACAACAAGAUAAAUUAUCCUUUAAUAAUGAGAUUCAAGAGAUUGAACAAUCGAUAAUAAAUAGUUCACAAGUUCCAAAGAUUGGUAAAUCGAUCAAAGUUACUAAGAAUGAUUCGAUUAAGAAUCGUAUUACUCAAAUCACAACUGAAUUAGAGCAAGGUAAUUCUGUAUUAGUUACCAGUAUGUCCAAUAGUAUAAAUAAAGCCAUCAGUAUAAUAGAGAUUGUUAAACAGAAAUUAGCUGAGAAACAUGAGAAUAAAAUACAGAUUACUCAAUUUAAUAAGAUAACGAGCCAUUCCAGUACUAUUAAUCCUAAUUAUAAGUAUACUGAAAACCCGAAGAAUCAAAGAAUGAUAGCGAAUCCAUUAUUGCAAGAGAGAUUAGCUGAUAAUAAAGAUAAUAAUAAUCAUGAAAUAUUAAUUCAUGAACGUGAAGAGCAAAAGAUUAUAAAGAGUAUCAGAGGAUAUAAAGUAUAUCAAUUACCAGUGUUGCAUAAUUUGUUAGUAGUUGGCGAUGGUAAUCAAUACGAUUUAACUAAUUGGACCAUCCAACGAAGUUAGCCUAGUAAAUUGUAUAUAUAACUAAAGUCAAAAUAAAUAAAUAAAAUAAAACUAAUCACGUGCUGUCACACGUGACUUAAAAAUUAACCAAUUAAAAAACUAAUAACCAAAACUGAGUAAGAAGAGACCUCAGACAACAGACAGACCAA
This is a messenger RNA of Scheffersomyces coipomensis, 1071 nucleotides long. RefSeq lists its product as uncharacterized. The record is from RefSeq and is a predicted model, not a curated record. The transcript has a single exon. Bases 302 to 922 code for a protein of 206 amino acids. Lineage: Eukaryota; Fungi; Ascomycota; Pichiomycetes; Serinales; Debaryomycetaceae. Gene Ontology annotation, molecular function: nucleic acid binding.